Molecule: messenger RNA, 3478 nt
Organism: Carassius auratus (goldfish)
Lineage: Eukaryota; Metazoa; Chordata; Actinopteri; Cypriniformes; Cyprinidae
Gene: acsl4b
Product: acyl-CoA synthetase long chain family member 4b
Exons: 15
Coding region: 154-2169 (671 amino acids)
Biological process (GO): long-chain fatty-acyl-CoA metabolic process; neuron differentiation; long-chain fatty acid metabolic process
Cellular component (GO): lipid droplet; endoplasmic reticulum; plasma membrane
Molecular function (GO): arachidonate-CoA ligase activity
Source: RefSeq, a predicted model, not a curated record
UAGAAGAAUGACUACACAAAAGACAUCCAAUCAGCUAAGAGAGACUGAGAGAGAGAGAGUGAGAAAAGGGAAGCCCAAACCUCCUGUUGCAGUCUGCCGUCUGUCUGAGAAAGGAAAAGAAGAACUGCUGUGUUCUGUGUUUAUUUGAAGGUCAUGUUGCCGCAGUGUGAGAGAGCAAGGAGUAUAAGUGGACGUCCAGAAGGACCGUAUCGGGCGGUAGAAUGCGCAGAUGCUCUCAUAACACAGGACUUUGAAGGCGUGGACACGCUGGACAAACUUUUUAUACAUGCUGUGAAGAGAUUUAGUAAGGCACCCUGUCUGGGCACCAGAGAGGUCCUUAGUGAAGAAGAAGAAAAACAACCCAAUGGGAAGAUCUUUAAGAAGUUGGUCUUGGGGGACUACAGCUGGAUGACCUAUGAAGAGGCCAGUCAAGCAGUGGAAUCUUUUGGCAGUGGUCUGGCAGCUUUGGGCCUGCAGCCACGUAAUACCAUUGCCAUCUUUUGUGAGACACGGGUAGAAUGGAUGAUCACAGCACAGGCCUGCUUCAGACGCAACUUCCCAUUGGUAACGCUGUAUGCAACUCUGGGUGAAGAUGCUGUAGCUUAUGGGCUGAAUCAGUGUGGAGCCACUCAUCUCAUUACCAGCACAGAACUGCUGCGGACCAAACUGAAGAACAUUUUGAGUGCAGUUUCAGGGUUGCAGCAUGUUAUCUAUGCAGGCAGUGGUGAAGUAUGUCAUGCUGAUUACCCACAGUCUCUCGCCAUGCACAGCAUGCAGGAAGUAACGGAGCUCGGGGCAAAGCCAGAGAACUUAAGCAAAGAGUAUGAGAAGCCGACUGCGUCUGAUCUCGCAGUGGUGAUGUACACCAGCGGGUCUACAGGAAGGCCUAAAGGAGUGAAGAUGCAACACAGUAAUCUGAUUGCAGGAAUGGCUGGGCAGUGCCAGCGGAUCCCAGGCCUGGGGUCCCAGGACACUUAUGUUGCUUAUCUCCCACUGGCUCAUGUGCUGGAGCUGACGGCAGAAAUAUCCUGUGUGUCAUAUGGCUGCAGGCUCGGAUACUCAUCCCCACACACACUCACGGACCAGUCCAGUAAAAUAAAGAUCGGUGGCAAGGGAGAUUGCUCUGUGCUUAAACCCACACUGAUAGCGGCAGUACCGGAGAUCAUGGACCGUAUCUGCAAGAACGUUAAUGGGAAGUUAAGAGAGAUGUCAGUGGUUCAGAGGACUCUGUUUAAAGUGGGAUACAACUAUAAGCUACAGAAGGUGUCACAAGGAGCCGAUUCUCCGGUGUGUAACAUGCUGUUUUUCAAGCGUGUGAAUUUGCUGCUGGGAGGGUGUGUACGUCUGAUGUUGAGCGGAGGGGCUCCACUCUCUGCUUCCACACAGAGAUUUAUGAACGUGUGUUUCUGCCCUGUCGCUGUGGGUUACGGACUUACAGAGACGUGUGGAGCAGGAACUAUCUCAGAAUUUUCUGAUUACAGUACAGGACGAGUUGGAGCUCCUCUCAUUUGCUCUGAAAUAAAACUGCGAGACUGGCCUGAGGGUGGAUACACCAGUCAGGACAAGCCACACCCACGAGGAGAGAUUCUGAUUGGUGGACCGAAUGUUGCCAUGGGAUACUUUGGGAGUGAGGGGGAGGGAGAAAAUGUCAACUUCUGGGUGGAUGACGCAGGGCAGCGCUGGUUUUGUACUGGAGAUGUUGGGGAAGUUCAUCCAGAUGGUUGUUUGCAGAUUGUGGAUCGUAAGAAGGACCUGGUGAAGCUGCAGGCAGGUGAAUAUGUGUCUUUGGGGAAGGUAGAAUCUGCCCUGAAAGACAGCCCCCUCAUUGAUAACAUCUGUGUCUAUGCCAGCAGUGAAAAGAACUACUUGAUCAGCUUUGUGGUGCCCAAUCAGAAGCAAAUGACUGAGCUGGCAAAAAAGAAUGGGAUAGAGGGCGAGUGGGAGGAGCUUUGUAAACACACCAAGAUGGAGGAGGAAAUACUAAAAGUCAUCAAAGAGAUUGCAGUAACAAGUAAACUGGAAAGGUUUGAGGUUCCAGAGAAGAUCUGUUUAAGUUCUGAGGCUUGGACUCCAGAAACAGGGCUGGUGACGGAUGCCUUCAAACUAAAGAGAAAAGAGCUGAAAAAUCAUUAUAUAAAGGACAUUGAGAGGUUAUAUGGGGCUAAAUGAUGGACAUGCAACACUCAUCUAAGCUGAUUCCAAACUGGUGUACUACUAUGCUUUGUAGAUUACUAUCCCCCUAAUCAUAGUAUUGCAUCAAAAUGCAGUUUUACUCUGAUCCUGUCUAACUCCAUACACUAGACAUGAUUAAAAGUCUGCUAAUUGGGAUUCAUCCGUCACUGCAAAUCCUGCUGUUAGCAGUAGAAACACCAUUCUUCCCCCUGCUGGAUGUAAAUUGUCAUUACUUUCUCUGUGAGUAAGUACUGUGAGGAAUAGAUUAUUUUUACUUAUAAAGGUGCAUUGAAGCAUAUCUAUGUCAAAUAUUUUUUUUAAUUGCCACCUUUACUUGAAAGCGUUUUUGGGAUGCAGUUAUUAAAUGUUACAUUUUUAGUUGCAUGGUGUUUUUGUUUGUUUGCUUUAUUGUUUGUUAGAGUCCAUUAAACAAAAGCUGAUGCAGUGUUGUUUAGUGUGAGUCACCCAGCUGAUUUCUGAAGGCAAGAGUGGUAAAGGUCACUUAUGAUCAGCAGAAAUAAAGCUGGGAACUGUGUAAACUACAGAAUAUGAUGUGGGAUGACUUUGUUUACACAUGUAUGCUCAGGUGCACAUAGACAGAUUUAUGUGUGUGUGUGUGUGUGUGUGUGUGUGUGUAUAUAUAUAAAACCAUAUCAACAUAUCCAAAACAGCAUAAACAGUUUUCAUCAUAUGUUUUAACAUACAUUUAUUAUUUGCUUAAACAAACCAAACAUCCUGUUUUUGUUUUUGUUUUUUAUGUCUGUGAUUUGAUUUAGUUUGAGACAUUUCAAAUGUUUUUUAAGUGUUUUUUACUCACAUUUAAGCUCUAUACCUGUAUACAUAAAUUUUAUUAUUGUUUAUUUUUUUAUUUUUUGUGACAGCUUUAUUCUGAUAUCACUCCUUUUCUAUAUAAACACAAAUCCUUCUCCGUCCACCAUCAUUUCACUGAGUUUUGACACUUCUUGCAUUCUCUUGCUUGUCUGCACAUUUCAGGUGUAUUAAAACAAAACGUCCACGGACACUAAUUAUUAAUCACUCUCAUUAAAAGAAAAGGAAAAAAACUUUCCAAAUUAGGUACUAUUUUUCAGCUAUUUUGUUCCUUAUUUAUCUGUCAAACCUCGUUUUCUGAACUUUGUUAUUGCUGAAUUCUUCAAUCUCACUAUGUGAAUCAAAGUGUAAUAAGGAGACCUGGACGUUUAACCCUUUUCUGUCAGAGCUGUGUUCAUUUGUCAAAGUUUGAUCUAUUCUUCUAACUCUUCCAUUUAAUUUGAAAUGGCAAAAUAAAUACAUUUUUAUGUCCUCAAAU